AUGUCUCUCCUCUCAUCCGUUCUUGUGGCGAUCGUGAGUCUUGUGGUGGCAUCUCUUUUUCUUUCUCAUCCCUCACCACCAUCCACAAAAGAUUCCAAUUCUCUUUUUAAAAUUUAUCCUCGCAUUGGAAAUGUGACACCUUUUCAUACACAUCGAGUGCACAUGCUCUAUAUUUCUGGAUUCGCUGAUUAUGAUCACGUUCGGAAAUUACUGAUCGAAGAGAAGUGUGGCAGCAACAACACAUCACAAAGAGAUGUUUCCAAAUGUGAAGAUGAGUUAGAGUUUGAACCUGUGAAAAUUGUGAAAGCUGCUCCAUCAUCAUCACCAAUCAAGAAUAAUGCAUGGGAUGGAAAUCAUCAUCCUCCUGUUUUGACUCCUCUCAUUAUUGGAAAUGUAUUCUAUGAGGAAUCAUCGGCCGAUUCCUAUGCCGAGUUAAUUCCUGGAGUUCUUUUGCAAAAAAGAGGAAGUAAUGAAAGUGUAAACUGUCAAGAUGAAUUGUGUAUUUUCAAUGAAAUGUUUUUCAAUAGAAAUUUAAUUGCCAAACUGUUAAAGACCUUUGUCAAUGGAACUAAAACUCAUCGCAUUGGAAGAAAAUAUUUGUGUGUCGACAAGUAUUUGAGAAGAAUGUUUUACAAGAGAGAUUCAUUGAUGAAUGCAAUUGAACAUGUCGAGUUGAAUAUCCCAACUUUAGAGGAUGAUGAUGUCACUUCUUCACUGGAUUACCAAAUGCAUUUGAAUUUAAAUUAUGAUCUUUGGAGUUUAUUGAAAAGUGCCAUUCAAAUGGUUCAAUCCUUUGGAAUCAAAAAUGUUCUUAAACUUGGCGUUCAAACAACACUUUUAGGUCUUCCAGUUCAAUUACCAUUAAUGGGUGUGAAAGGAAUUUCUGAAUGGAAAGAGUUUGACACUCGAGAUCCAAUUCUUAUUCAAAAUCUUGUUCUCACUUCUCCCUUAUUCCCAAUCGUGAAAUGGAAAGAGUUGAAAUCCAAUCCAAAUAAUCGUUUAAUCUUUUUAGAAAAGGGAGAUAUUUCACAAUAUUAUUUACCUUUCAAGUUUCAACCUCUUGCAGUGUUGGAUUUGAAGAAUGCGCAAUUUGUCAUGACACCACCGAUCAAUGUUGGAAGUGGCAUUGGUGAUGAUGAACAAGUGAAAGCGUAA
Messenger RNA from Naegleria fowleri, 1155 nucleotides. RefSeq lists its product as uncharacterized. The coding region runs from base 1 to 1155 and encodes 384 amino acids. NCBI's taxonomy places the organism in Eukaryota, Heterolobosea, Eutetramitea, Acrasida, Naegleriidae. The record is from RefSeq and is a predicted model, not a curated record. The transcript has 2 exons.